Molecule: messenger RNA, 816 nt
Organism: Pipistrellus nathusii (Nathusius's pipistrelle)
Lineage: Eukaryota; Metazoa; Chordata; Mammalia; Chiroptera; Vespertilionidae
Source: the annotation of a GenBank genome assembly
AUGACCAGAUGGGCACGAGUCACUACCACAAAUAACAAAAGACCCUUGCCUGCAACAUCAUGGGAGGAUAUGAAGAAGGGGUCCUCUGAGGAAAAGAGCCAAAGCCUACCAAAGAGUAAACAACUUGAAGCCAAUAGGCUGUGCCUUAAAAAUGGUGCACACCAAGCAAAACACAAAAAGAACAAGAAGAAAAAGGAGUACUUAAAUGAAGAUGUGAAUGGAUUCAUGGACUACCUAAGGCAAAACUCACAGAUGGUUCACAACGGGGAAGUGAUAACAGCGGACAGCCGGGAAGUACGGGAAGAAAUUGCAGUCGCUUUAAAGAAAGAUAGUCGCAGAGAAGGAAGACGGUUAAAAAGACAAGCAGCAAAGAAAAAUGCCAUGGUAUGUUUUCAUUGUAGAAAACCUGGCCAUGGGAUUGCAGAUUGCCCGGCUGCCCUUGAGAAUCAAGAUAUGGGCACUGGAAUAUGUUAUCGGUGUGGAUCUACAGAGCACGAAAUAACCAAGUGCAGGGCUAAAGUAGAUCCAGCUCUAGGUGAAUUUCCUUUUGCAAAAUGUUUUGUUUGUGGGGAAAUGGGACACCUGUCCAGAUCUUGCCCUGAUAAUCCCAAAGGAGUGUAUGCUGAUGGUGGCGGCUGCAGACUUUGUGGCUCUGUGGGACAUUUUAAGAAGGAUUGCCCUCAAAGUCAAAAUUCAGAUCGAAUGGUUACAGUUGGUCGCUGGGCAAAGGGGAUGAGUGCAGACUAUGAAGAAAUUUUGGAUGUGCCUAAACCACAGAAACCCAAAACGAAGACACCUAAAGUUGUUAAUUUUUGA